Messenger RNA from Exophiala spinifera, 2007 nucleotides. RefSeq lists its product as uncharacterized. Gene Ontology annotation, cellular component: nucleus. Bases 1 to 2007 code for a protein of 668 amino acids. The transcript is spliced from 3 exons. Lineage: Eukaryota; Fungi; Ascomycota; Eurotiomycetes; Chaetothyriales; Herpotrichiellaceae. Gene Ontology annotation, molecular function: DNA binding; zinc ion binding; DNA-binding transcription factor activity, RNA polymerase II-specific. The record is from RefSeq and is a predicted model, not a curated record. Gene Ontology annotation, biological process: DNA-templated transcription.
AUGCCGCGUCCCUACGAGUACCAAGCCGACUUUCCUUUUGAAGGUCCUUCUCCAGAUAACGGCAGCGUAAUGGCUUCUCCUCCUGUCUCUGCUCGCGUGGCUGACGGCCUCCCCCCCGUGCAAGCCGGGACCAGCAGAGCAGAGAAGAGGCCUUGCGAUCGCUGUCGUCGGCGGAAGAGUCGGUGCGUCAUCAAUGCAGACUCGUCCACAUGUGUGAUGUGCCAGUUCCACAAUCAGCCAUGUACCUUUAUCGAAGAAGCAGCUCCGAGGCGACGAAAACACACCAACCCUGCCGAUACCACUUCCACUGGGUCGGCUAGGCCGACAGCUUCUGAUGAUAACGCCCCACGACGGCCAUCCGCUGAAUCCAUGAUUCGAACCGACCCUGUUAUCGUGGAUGAUUAUGCCAACCUGCAGGGCCAGAGUCUUCUCAAGAAAACUCUUGGGCUCCAAGUGAACCGAUACGCAAAGUAUAUCGGCCCGACAGAUGAGCACGACUUUGCCCUCCUGGAUCUCCGGCUGUACGACCACGUCAAGAACGAAAGCCCUGCAGAUCUAGGAUCCUUCCGCAAAGUCAAUCAAGGGGUAUUUUUCCAUCAGUAUCCAGAAGCUGACUCCCCUACGUAUUCUCGCGACAUAGAGGAGCUCGACAACAUUGAGCGCAUUGUGGCCCCUCACGGCGAAGCCCUGAUAAAGCUCUAUUUCCGAAUCGUCCACCCCAGCUUUCCCAUCUUGCACAAGAAGGUCUAUCUCGAGAAGUAUGGCCGAACACAUCGCGAAUUCUCUCCGCCGUUGCUCGCUGCAGUAUAUGUCUUGGCGCUGAACUGGUGGUCAUACAGUUCAGAGUUGUCACGAUCUGUCAAGCCUGAUGUCGCGCUCCUGGAGGACAUCGCAUAUCGAACGUUGCAGAGCGUGUCGCAGCGAGCGAAGUUGUCCACGGUACAGGCAGGACUUUUACUGCUCCAACGUCCCGGGAGCAACCAAGCCUGGCAGUUGACCUCUCAGCUAGUCGCCAUUGGCCAAGAUCUCGGGCUGCACCUGGAUUGCACCAAUUGGCGCAUACCGAGCUGGGAACGAGGACUACGAAAACGGCUGGCAUGGGCUCUCUUCAUGCAAGACACCUGGUCCGCCCUGAUCUAUGGCCGCCCGCCGCACAUCUCCGAGACGAACUGGGCCGUCCAGCCGGUCAUCAGUAGUGACUUUCCGGAGAGUGCAGCUGACGAGGACGACGAGGAGGGCAGCACCGAAGUCGAGAAAGGCCGGACGCUAUUCAGUGCCAUGAUUACCCUGACAAAGAUGCUCGCAGAAGUCCUGGAAGAUCUCUACUCUCUAAAGGCCGAGGCCGAGGUCAAGAGCUCCUACGACACGACAAAGGCCAUUCUCGAGAGGGCGAAGCCCAUCCAGUUGAAACUUCGAUCUUGGUACGCCGACAUGCCGGAAGCCCUGCGCAUGGAUGCCACAAAGGUGGGCAAGCUGAGCUCCGUCGGGUACCUGCAUCUCGCGUACUUCGCGACCGAGAUCACUUUGCACCGACGAAUCCUCCGCUCUCUGUCCCAAAACACCGACCCGUACAUGAUACAAAUCUGCCGGUCGGCGGCGAAGGCACGCUUGAUCAGCGCCAUGGACUUUUUCAACAGACUCAAGCCGGAACAUCUGCAGUCUUUUUGGUAUUUUGCGUCCAAGUUCAACUUUGCUCUCAUCGGCACGUUUGCUGGAUUGUGUUUCGUCACAUCGGUCAGCCAGGAGGAAGCUGAGUUCUAUCAACGACGACUCCUGGAGUAUCGAUGGACUCUGCGCGUGUCCAACAAGAGCGCCGAGUUUCUGGAGAUUGCUAGUGGCAUUCUGGAGUCGGCGGUGGGAUCUUUACUAAAAGCGGCAGAUUCCAUCGACAGUCGAGGAGUGUCUUUCCCAAUGAUGCAACAGCAGGCGGACGAAGAAGACAUUGCAAUGGAAGGCUUCACUCCUGGUCCUGAUGAUGGCUACUACGACAAUCAAAUGGACUCGUGA